GCUAGAGCGAAUUUGUGUAAUUUAUGUGCAGAGCCUCCGGCAAAGGUGUGCCACUUGCUGUCCCAGUGCGCAUGCGCCCAGAGUCUCAACACCUACCCCUCAGGCCUUCCCAGUGCACACGCUUCGGAGCCCAAGGGGUGUGUUUGCUCCUCUCAAGUGCGCAAGCGCUCAGGCACACAGCAACCCAUCUACUCCGCCAGAACGUCCGGUGGUGGGGCCGCGGUACCACCGAGAUGAGGCCUCCGGGCGGCCUAGAGGGGCCUGCGUGCGCUCGUGCUUCCGGGUCUCGCUUAUCCAAAGCCGGAAGACAGAGAGCAAGAAGCCAGGGACACCAGGCAUGCUUCAAACCGCUUGGCCUCAGGAGUUGGUGACCUUUGAGGAUGUGGCUGUGGACUUCACACAGAGUCAGUGGGACAGCCUGCAGCCUGCGCAGAGGGCCUUGUACAGGGAUGUGAUGCUGGAGAACUAUGCCCAUGUGGCUUCUCUGGUUGAAUGCCCACCUCCCAAACCCAUUCUCGUCUCCCAGCUGGAGAGAGGAGAAGCGCCCUGGGCCACAGAUCCCUGGGCCUCAGAGUGCCUAAGAGCCUGCAGUCCUGAUGCUGAGUCUUGGACCAAGGAUGAAGAGCCCUCUUUGAAGCAGGAGAUCUCUGGAGAGAGAGCAGCCUGCAGGGUGCCCAGGGGGAGGGUGCUCAGAACGGAUGCACAGCACUGUGCCAGUGAGGACAGCAGGACAGUGAGGCAGAUGUUCAGUUCCAAACCAAAGCUGGUCCAUCGAGGAGGCAUGAAGUGCUAUGAAUGCAAAGAAUGUGGCAAGAUCUUCAGGUUCAACUCCAAGCUGCUUCGCCACCAGCUGAGUCACACUGGGGAAAAGCCCUUCAAAUGUAAAGAGUGUGGCAAAGCAUUCAAGUUCAGCUAUGAAUGCGUCAUCCACGAGAAGAAUCACCUUGGCGAGGGGCCCUACGAAUGCAAGCAGUGUGGCAAAUGUCUGAGUUCCAACAGAUCCUUAACCCAGCACCAGAUGGUCCACAGCAGAGAGAAGCCCUAUGUCUGCCAGGAGUGCGGCAGGGCCUUCGGGAGGAGCUCGUCCUUCUUCCAGCACCGGAGGCUGCACACGGGGGAGAGCCUCUUCCAGUGCCAGGAGUGCUGCAAAGUGUUUGGCUACAGGUCCCAGUUACUCAUCCACCGGCGAGUCCACACAGGCGAGAAGCCUUACCAGUGCCUGCAGUGUGGCAAGGCCUUCUCGCACAAAGUGGCUUCCCUUCAGCACCAGAUAGUGCACACUGGGGAGAAGCCGUACGCGUGCAAGGUGUGUGGGAAGGCUUUCAAGUGGUACAGGAGUUUCGCUCAGCAUCGGAAACUGCACUCCGUGGAGACGAAGCCGACUCGGGGUGAUCCAGCCUUAGCUCGGGCUCCUUUGCAGGGGCCAGGUGCUUCUCCUGCAGCUGUGCCGCCCCUGGCCUUUCCUCCAGCUGUGCUGGUUCAGACUUCCAGCCCUUUGCUCAUGCUGCUGCCCGCAUCUGGAGGACCCUCCUCAUCUGCCCAGAUAACGCUCGUCUUCCAGGGCCUUCCUCCUGCAGUGAAGACUUCCCCGGGUUGAAUUCCUUCUCGGCCCUCUGCAGCUUCAUCUUAGCACUUUCCUGGGUCCUUCCACCAGCAGCUGGUGCCACGUAAACUCUUCUUGAUGAAUCCACUUGAGGACUGCGUGGGUAGAGACCAGAGCACUGACCCUGCGGACUCACAGCAAUGGCUGGGUCUGCACUGUGGUCUGCUGCACUUAGAGAGCUGGCAGGUUGAUUGGGAACCCUGACUGGCCUGUUGUGAUAGAAGCAACCUGCCUGGGGACCUGUGAGAUGGCUUGUCACCAGGCCAUACGGCCUGAGUUCCAUUCCUUGGGAUCCACACAGCAGAAGGAGAGAAUGGACUUCUCAAGUUUUCCUCUAAGCCUCCACAUGGGCACCCUGGCACAAGUGCCACCUUACACACACACACACACACACACACACACACACACACACACACACACGAGGAAGAAGCAUGCUAGGAGACAUGUAACACAUGCAGGAGUAGAGAAUUGGAAUGAGCUUCUGAUAAUGCAUUUUAGAAUUUAAUACAGAUUAUUUUUUUCAAGUUUUUCUCAGUUUUGUUUUUAUGUGUGCACGUGCGUGUGCACGCAGGUGUCCUCAGAGGCCAGAAGUAGGGGUCAAGCCCCCAUUUACAGGUAGCUGUAAACAGCCUGAUAUGGGUGCUGGCGACUGAACUUGGGGAUCCAGGAAGAACAGCAGGUGCCUUUAACUGCUGGGCUGUCUCUCCAGCCCGACUGCAGUCUUCAGUGCUGCAGUGGCGAUAAUGUGGGGGUGCGGGCACCACUGGCCAUGUGCUGCCUCUCAGAGGUUUUGAGGACCCCCUGCAAUGACGGUGAGAAUUCAGGGGUGCAGUAACGCCUGCGAUACCAUUGUGUGCAGUCCUGUCUUUACAUAGAAAGGCUCUUCCUUUGGUUUUGUGCCUUAUGUCUAGCUGUUUCUCUCCAGCUUUUGUUUUCAUAAAUAAAUAUGCAGAAAUGUCUUAGUGUCUAUUGUAUCUGUUGUACUAACUUUUCCUAGAGAAAAAUUGGUUUGUAAAAAUUACAUAAGUGUUUGUGCAUGUUCAUAUACAUGCACCUGUGUAGAUGUGCGUGGAUAUGUUGCACGUGUGUUAGAGGCCAGAGAACUGCCAACCUCGAGUGCCCUUGCCCACUUCUUUGGAGCCAGGGUCUCUGGCCUGGUGCUCACCACUUGACUGGAUGGCUAUGAAGCCCCAGGUUCUUGCUUCUGCCUUCUCAGCCCUGGAACUACAAGCACAGGCCGCCACACCUGGCUCGCUUUGUUUGUUUAUCACGUAUUUAUUUUGGCGGGCCCUGGGGAUCAAUCUCCCAUGAUCCUCCUGUAAGGCAGGCACUUUACCAACAGAGCCGCCUCCCCACCCCCGGUACCAGCUUCCACUGUGUGGACCCUCCAGGGAGCAGGAGUUCGGUGGAGAACUGGGGAGUGCGCCCAACAAUACAAAGCCACGCUGGAAUAAAUCCGGCUGCUUGUGUGGAAUCUCAGUGAAGUGUGCCUUGAGUUCUGUGUGUUGGCCUUUAAGAGAAACCUGUACUACCGUGAACAGGGCCCAGGAAAGGGGACUGGUAAAGAAUGGCUAUAUGUUUACUCCCUUUCAUGACCUUCCUGGACAUUGGUGGACCUGCCCCUUUGUUCUUUAUGGUCAUUCAUAUCUAGACACUUGUCAGAAGCAGUGGGUAAAGAAACUUUUAUAUCCGUAUUUAAACUUCCAAGUCUCUGGUGUGCUUGCAAAAAAAGGAGAAAAAAAGUAGUUUUCUGACUCAAUUCCAUAAAUUCCUGGUUUAGGGUGUCUGAUGCUCCCAGGUACCCGCUUGGUGAGAUGUGCCUGUGGGCUCCUGGGAAGCCGUUUUGGUAAGGGACAUGGGCAUGACCACUUGUAGUUUCUAAGUCUGUCUUGGCUUGUAUCGGAGCCUGUGGAGCCUGUAGCGAUCCCAGACCUGCUUGGAGUGCUUCAGACCUUUUCUGGGCAUGCGCAGUGUGCAUGCAGCCUUACGGGCCACCAGAAACCUCGGAGCUUUCUCUGGUGUCUGUUGUGCUCAUCUUCCUGUACGUCCUUGGCUGGCCUCCUCUCUGCUGGUGCUGUAGCCCAGGGCAGCUCUGGGGUUGAAGUUUGUUACUGACUUUUGCCAACGCUCCCCUGUGGAACUAGAUGGACAAUGUCCCCAGAAUGGGGAUUUUCCGAGAUGUAACACAAGCCCGCUGGUGCUGUGGGGCCGGUGAGACGACUCAGUGGGUAAAGGAGCCUGCCGUCAUUCUGCCGGACCAAGUUCACCCCGGGAUCCCCGUGGGGAAAGGGAACCCCAGCCACACACACACACACACACACACACACACACACACACACACACACACACACAC
Messenger RNA from Peromyscus leucopus (white-footed mouse), 3956 nucleotides. Its product is annotated as zinc finger protein 621-like. NCBI's taxonomy places the organism in Eukaryota, Metazoa, Chordata, Mammalia, Rodentia, Cricetidae. The transcript is spliced from 5 exons. The record is from RefSeq and is a predicted model, not a curated record. The coding region runs from base 338 to 1597 and encodes 419 amino acids. Gene Ontology annotation, molecular function: DNA-binding transcription repressor activity, RNA polymerase II-specific. Gene Ontology annotation, biological process: negative regulation of transcription by RNA polymerase II.